AGCUAGGCGAUCUGAUCAGCUAUCGAGACUCAUGGUGUGCAAAGCAAGAGAGUGACGGUCAACCCCAGCGUGUGUCAGAGAUCACAAUGUGGAAACUGUUCCGUGAUAUGGUGCUUGCUCUUAACUACUUACACAGCGAGCUUGGAACUCGUUAUGUUCAUAACGACUUCAAACCAACAAACAUCUUAGCGGUAGUACCGUCAGACCAGACUGGAUUUCAAGCGAUACCUGAGGAGCCAGUUUUUAAGCUCUCGGACUUUGCUCGCCUCACGCCUUGGCCAACACCGAAAGGUAUUCAUGAUGAGCCCUUUGGCGGUACUCCUGAGUUUGCACCACCUAGAUCAGAACAAGCCUCCCCUAUACAUCCCUCAGCAGAUAUUUGGGGUCUCGGCGCCACUCUGCAAUACAUGGCUCUAGGUAUUGUACCGAUACAGUCACAAGAGGUGUUCAUUCGAAGUCGCAAAGCAAAAGGUGAGACGCAUCCCCGACUCGGAAAUCAUGCCGAAUGGAUGUCCCGAUACUGGCGUAUUCGGAUUCCCACUAUCUUCAGGCCAAUCAGCGUGCCAUCAGAAGUGCUGCAAAAGCACUAUGACUUACCUUACGAGCUACCAGACUAUCAGCAGUACAGUGCGCUCUUGGGCUUCUGGUAUGCACAGCUAUGGAAGCCUGUGCAGACUCGUCCUCAAGCUUGAGCGCACACAGCAAAUAUGUCAUGAUGAGGACUGAGAUGUAGUCAGUGGAUGGCAAACAAUGAACAGAACUUCCAUGUUUGAUCUAGCUUGACCUUGUUCCAAAAUUAUGAUUGUGUCUC
This is a messenger RNA of Boeremia exigua, 811 nucleotides long. Its product is annotated as kinase-like domain-containing protein. The transcript is spliced from 3 exons. Gene Ontology annotation, molecular function: protein kinase activity; ATP binding. The record is from RefSeq and is a predicted model, not a curated record. Bases 87 to 692 code for a protein of 201 amino acids. Gene Ontology annotation, biological process: protein phosphorylation. Lineage: Eukaryota; Fungi; Ascomycota; Dothideomycetes; Pleosporales; Didymellaceae.